Aedes aegypti (yellow fever mosquito) is the source of this 1480-nucleotide messenger RNA. Its product is annotated as angio-associated migratory cell protein. The transcript has 3 exons. The coding region runs from base 176 to 1396 and encodes 406 amino acids. Lineage: Eukaryota; Metazoa; Arthropoda; Insecta; Diptera; Culicidae. The record is from RefSeq and is a predicted model, not a curated record. Gene Ontology annotation, molecular function: protein binding.
CAAUCUGUCAAAAGCACGUUGUUGUGUUGUGAUUUGCUGCCGCUCGGAUGGUGUGCAAUUGACGCGGUUUUACGGGUUUUACACAUUAGAUCUGGGACCGCGUUUUGUUUUGACUGUGCCGCUUCCGAAGGAAUAGUAAAAAAAAUACCCAUUUGUGCCGAUUUCGAUCCACGAAAUGAAGGAUAAUACGCCACCGAGACCGGCUUUCGACGAGGAUGACGAACUCAUCUACGUCGGGGAUGCUGACGAGGUGUUGAAUCAGUGGGAAGAGGAACUGAAUGAUGAGGACAAUGAAGACGAGCUUCUGGAAGAAGAUGAGGCUGCUGGUUUCGCUGACGGGGAGGAUGACAUGGAUGAUGUAUACAUUCCGGAGCGAGACGACGCACUGGUUACGUUCACCAAACACACCGGUCCGGUAUUUUGCGGUACUCUGCAUCCCACCGAAGAUCUUGCUGUAACCGGUGGAGAAGAUGACAAAGCCUAUGUGUGGAACACCAAGACAGGCGAAAGCGUUUUCGAAGUUACAGGGCACACCGAUUCAGUUAUUGCCUGUGAGUUCAGCUAUGACGGACUGUAUGUUGCCACUGGGGAUAUGGCUGGACAGAUUCAGGUUUUCAAAACCACACAGGAGUACAAGAAGGUGUGGGACUUUGCUAUGGGUGACAUGUGCUGGAUGAAAUGGCACUUUGGAGCACACGUUCUAAUGGCUGGUUCUGAUACGGGAGAGAUCUAUGUGUGGAGGAUACCUUCCGGAGAUUGCAAGGUACUGCAAGGAUUUGGAGAGAAGUGUGAAGUGGCGAGGCUUUCCCACGACGGAAAGCGAAUUGCAGCGGGUUAUGGAAAUGGUGCAUUUAAAAUAUGGGACAUUAAAACGAAUGCUCCUAUAUUGGAUGUUGUGCCAAAUGAGGCGACAACUCACACCAGCAAUAUCACGUGCAUGUCACUCGAUCGCGACAGCCAGUUAAUUUUAACCGGAAGCGAAGAAGGUAAAGCCGUAAUAAUGGGACCGGCGGGUCCAGUUGGAGUCUUGCUGCCAGAUGGUGGCCCAGUAGAAGCUGUUGUGAUCGACCAUCCUGAAUUUGAAUUGAAGGUAGCAGCCACCGGAACAUUGAAUGGAAAAGUAACUAUUUGGGACGUGGCUAGGCAAACAGCCCGAGUCGAGUGCGAAGAUCCUCACAAAUGUGGUGUAACAAAGCUUCUUUGGGGCAAAGACUGCACCCUGAUUGGUGGAACACUGGGCGGAGUGAUCAAAGUAUGGGAUCUGCGAAGCGGUGCACUGAAGUUUGAUCUUCUCGGCCAUAGGAACGAUGUUCAAGACAUUGCGUACGAUAAGCAGAAAAAUAUUAUCCUCUCAACAUCCGAGGAUGCGACUGCUAAAAUUUUUCAACUUCCGUGAGCUGCAAAGCUUGUAAGUUACGCAGAAAAGUGUUUUGUACAUUUCCCAAAAAUCAAUGUUAAUAAUAACUGUAUAUCAAAAAUU